AUGCUGAGCUUGAGUGGCUUGCUUGUCAUCACAUAUGUUUAUCGCCACACAAUAGUAGCUUCCACUUCAUUUUAUAACAGCUUCAUUCCCGAUUUAGAACCAAUUGAUAUACCUUUUCAACAGCAACAACACCAAGCAUUUCUGUCUUCAUUGAAAUACAAGAAUAGAUAUAAAAGCCUUUCUCUGCAAUACAAUCAGCAAAUAACAGAAAAGAAACAGGUAGAAAAUCAUCUUUACCGGCAUUUGGAUGAUCCUUAUGACUUUGACACAGAGAUCCCCGGUGACACUUGGACAGAGUUACCAGCACGUGGCGUUGUGUAUUUGCUGGUUAGAAAUGAGGAUUUGCCAAAGGUGCGGCUAACUAUGCGGGAGUUUUUAGAUCGCAUGAAAGCAACAACCAACGUCAGGAACAAUACUUAUCCCUGGGUAUUUUUAAGCGCUCAAAAAUUCACACCUGAUUUUAAGAAAUAUGUAAGCAGUAUGAUACCAUCUGAUGAGUUUAAGGGAAGAAGAGUGUUUUUUGGUCAAAUUGAUUUGGAAGCAUGGUCCUCUCCAGAGUGGAUAGAUACUACAAGAACAGAAGAGGGAAUUAUGAAGCAGAUUUUAGCCCAGCAAAGCCUUAAAAAUGUUGAUAGUCUUACGAAGAAGCAAAAAAUGAGAUAUCAGACAGGUCUGUUUUUCUAUCAUCCUUUAUUCGACAAUGUAGAAUAUGUCUUACGGUUGGAGCCAGGAGCAUCUUUUCCGUGCGAUAUCACAACAGAUCCUUUCGAAACCAUGAAGAAGAAAAACAAGAAGCUAGGUAUGCAUUCUUUUUUGAAUUCUUCUUUCAUUUUGCCUGCUCAUGAAACCAUUCACCCAUGGCUAUUCAAUUCUUAUAAUGAAACAGUGCAAUAUAAUUUUUGUCACUUCUCUACUGCAUUUGAAAUGGUAAAUUUAGAUUUUUUGAAAUCAGAACAGUAUAGCAAAUUUUUUCAAUAUCUGGACCUUGUCGGCGGCUUUUUUUAUGAAAGAUGGAGUGAUGGUGCUAUUAGAACUAUUGCUGCCUCUCUAUUUCUACAGAAGGACAACAUCCAUUUCUUCAACAAUAUAGGAUAUAGUUAUGCUAAUACUCAACAUUGCCCUUUCGACAACAAGUCUAUGGAUCAAUGUUUAUGUGACAUGAAGCAAAAUACAAAUUUGAAGAGAAACAGCUGUACUUUGAGUUUAUUGAAGCAUAUAGACACCCAACAACUUGCAAAUAUUAAGCGACUGGUUCUAGACAGAUUACCGGAGAUGAUUCGAUAUAGGAAGAAAAGCAAGACUGUAAAUCAAUAA
Molecule: messenger RNA, 1314 nt
Organism: Mycotypha africana
Lineage: Eukaryota; Fungi; Mucoromycota; Mucoromycetes; Mucorales; Mycotyphaceae
Product: nucleotide-diphospho-sugar transferase
Exons: 4
Coding region: 1-1314 (437 amino acids)
Biological process (GO): protein N-linked glycosylation; protein O-linked glycosylation; cell wall mannoprotein biosynthetic process
Cellular component (GO): Golgi apparatus; membrane
Molecular function (GO): alpha-1,2-mannosyltransferase activity
Source: RefSeq, a predicted model, not a curated record